AUGUAGCCAUGUAUCCUCUUCUUCAGGAAUGUCUUAAAGACUAAAUUGAACCAACAUACUGUACUGCACAUGCUACUAAACUGCAGUGUCUACAAUUUUUCCAGAAAUCAUGGGAAUUGCUCUUCAUUUUCUCUUCUGAUCAAAUCUAAUUCUGCUUCAGUACAUGUAUUUUACAAGAAUCUUUUCGUCUCUUUUGUCUUCUGCUCUUCUGAACUUUGAUUUGUUUCCUUGCUGUGCACUGGAUUAAUUCAUUGCUUUGCUAUAUUUUCAAAUUAGAUACAAAUAUUCGGAGGAAAGAGUGUUUAAAUGUCACCGUAAUGACAUUCCUCUGUAGGUGUGUUCAUAUCUUCUAAAGAUGUCAGAUACAGAUUUCAUCUCUUUCGGUUGUCUUUUUCUGUAGUUUGUCGGAGCAGCUGCAUACCUUUAGAUAUAUAUGCUAAUGUAAAGUUGGUGAUCACCUUUAUUCUCAAGGAAUAAUCUUGUAAUGGAAUAGAACAUCUUUUCUAUCUGGAGUACAUGUAUGUACUGGUUAAUGUACAUGUACCAAUGGACAUUGCAUAAAAGAUACCAGCUUUGCUGUAUUUCAGUGAACUGGUUGCAGUACUCCAAAUUGUACUAUUUGCUUUAGUCAUUGAUUUCAGGAAGAAAUUAAACCCAACUUGAUCUUCAUCCUUGUCUUGAUCUUGAACUUGAGGAGUUAACGUCCAAUUUUACCAGUUCGUGCAGACAGAAUGGGUUUACCUGCAGUGCCUCCGCUGCAUGCUGAUUACCAGCGCAAUCCGUACAAUCCCCCGGCAUGUGACAGCCGGUGCCCCACCUGCUUCAGUCGAUGUAGAUCAGAAAUAUGGAGUUCUAUCGGGGGCGCUGGCAUGGUCAAAUUUCUUGCAAAGGACAAAGACUUAGCCAAGCUACAAAAUCCUCAAAUCAAAACCAACCUAAAGCGAGAAGUGGCAUGGAACAGUCGCUUUCAUUUACAACCUCAGUCAUCAUCUGCAAGCCCCUUGGCCACCUAUAGCAGCCUCCAGGACAAGCACCUGGUGGGUUACUUCAACAACACCCGCAUGAAGAAACACCUGCGGAGGGCCGGACUGGUCACCAGGCGUGGUGAGCUCGUCACCGAGUCCACCUACCGGCUCAACAUGGCACGCAAGGAACACCAGCGCCAUGUCAGGGAUCUGAUGGCUCAAGCUAUCGUCCACAAGACCCUUGAUCUGGAGAGACAGAGGCAGGCAGACAUCAAGCAGAAGCUGGAGGAGAUUGCUAAAGUGGAGUUGGUCAGGAGAGUCAGGAUGGAUAGAGGAAGGAAAGGAGAUGAAGAUAUCACCCAAUACUUGAGCCCAAGGGGGAGACCUAAAUCUGCUUACAACAGCCAAUCAAGACAGCCACAGCCACCUCGUAGUGGAGGGAGGCCAUCUACUGCACCAGCCAGACAAAGGCCAUCAUCUAAGAGGGCGGGUGUGGUAUAUGUUGACCAGGAUGGGUUCCCUGUACAUCGUGAGUCUGCUAGGUCAGACAGAUCUGAUACAAGCAGUAAUGGUGAAGUCGACUCCCCAGCACUCAGAGAGUUGGACCCAAAGAUUUUACACAGGAUCUCUUUGAACCUGAGACCUGAUGAGAAAGAAGGUCUCUCUCCAUACUCCCCAGACGUGACCCCGCGACCCCCUGGAGCCAGGUCAAAGGGUCAAAGAUCACCAAGGACCAAGACUGGAGGCGGGGUAGUCUCCAAAAAUGGCAGGGGCUAUAGGCCCAGAUCGAAUAAGGGUUCCCUUGCUCUCCAUCGGAAGGAGCCAGCCUACCCCCAUGCCACCCAGCUUCAGAGUAUGUGUGAUGUGACGGUGAGGUACCGCGGUACCGGCCUCAAACUUCAGUAUGAGAGGGAGGAUAAGAGAGACGAGAUUCAAGUCUACCAGCAGCAUUGCGGAGGAGAGAACCUUGUUGUGUUUCAGGGCUUUGCCGAGAAAGGGAAUGAUCUGAUCUUUGUGUCACGUCGUCACCGUGGUUACCCAUUCAGCGUGACGUUCUUUGUCAACCGUGUUCAGGUUCUUCGUCUUAGUGCAUGCUGUGAGUAUAAGUAUACUCCGGGAGCGUUGCUUGGAGGCUCAAAGGGACACUUCAAAUUCAUUGGGGUCCAUGGAUCAUCUCCUUGCUACAAAUGUCUAGUAGAAGCAGAGUUUGCAAGGAGAGAGAGGCAGAGAUACAAGGACGUUCAGACGGAUACCAUCGUACCAGAACCAGAGCCGGAACCAGAGCAUGCGGGUAUGUCUACCCAGACAGAACCGCAGGAGGAUGAAGAAGAUGAAGGAAGAAAAGAGGAAUCAACUCAAAUGGAAGAGGAAGCAAAUGAUGGUUAUGAGGACGAUGAGUUUGAAGAAGAUGAAGAACAGAAAGAUGAUGAAGAUAAAGAGGAGAAAGAUUAUGAAUCAGAUGGCUUCUCAUCAGAAGCAGAGAAUGAAAAAGAGUCUAUUCAUGCUGAAGACAAGAAGACGGAAGACAAAUAUGGCGAUUCUGAUUUUGAGGUGGAAUCUGAAAAAGAAGAGGAAGAAAAAGAAGAUGUUGUAGAGGAAGUUGAAGAGGAUGAAGAUGAGAAAAGUGACCUUGAGGUGGAUUCUGAAAAAGAAGUAGAAGAGGAGAAAGAAGAAGAGGUGGUUCCAGAAGAAAAAUAUGGCUCUGACAGUGAACAAAGCAAGAGUGCCCUUGAAGAAGUGGAGGAGACAUUUCAACAAGAAGAUGUGGAAGAAGUAAAAGAUGAACCAGAAGAAAAAGAAGAUGACAAAGAGGAGGAGAGGAGUCUGUUUAGUGCCUCUGAGGGAGAUAACCGACUCUUGUCUUCUGAUGAAGAAGACGAGGAUAAGAAAAGUCUGUUGGAGGGUCAAAGAAACCAUACAGAAUCUGAAGCUGAUUUUAAGAUUUCAAGCUCUGCUGAUGAGGAUGAAAAGGAAGAGGAGGCCGAGAGACAGACUUUGAAAGAUUCAGAUGAUGAAAAAGUUGAAGAUGAAAAGGAAGACAAAGCUGAAGUCAAGGAAGAUGAAGGCUCAGAUAGGGACAUCUCCCAGAGUGCCAGAGAUGAGGUGGAGGAGACGGAAGAAGUGCUCGAAGAAAGUCUUACUCUAGAGGUUACUGCAGAAACGGAAGUGGAUCCUCCUCCUCAAGAAGCUGUUCUUGUCCAGGAAGCUACCUUGGUUAGAGAGAAUAAUGAGGAUGAUGCUGCUCAAGCUGAGGAACAGACCCUGGAUGAAAAUACUGUGGAGCAGGAAGCACAGGUUGAAAGAGAUCAGGUGGAAGAAGAAGAUGAGAAGAAGGAAGUCAGCCCACAGGAUGAUGAUGCAGGUAAUGCCAGGGAUGCUGAGGAUACCCAGAGUGUACAAGAUGAGGACAUGCCAGUCCAGAGUUCUGUUGAGCCUGAGAUAGAGCAGUUGGAAGAGACAAAAGAUGAUGCCUCAGAGGCUCAGCAAGAAGAUGAAAAGGAAACUAUGUAUAGUGCUCCUGUACAGGAUCAUGCUGAGGCAGGUGUUGAAGCAAAUACUGAAAGGGAAGAUCCAAGACCAGAAGAACAGGAAGUCCCUGAAGUUGAACAGGAAGAUGUUGUUGAACAGACACAGGACAUUCAAUCAGAAGAUCCUGUAGAAACUCAACAGGAAGGUGAACCCCUUGAAGAAGGUCCAAAAGAUGAGGCAGAUCCAGCAGAUGAAGGUGUUUCCCAAGAGGCUCAGGACAGUGAAGCACAACAAGAAGUGCCUCUUGAGGAUACUGUAGAUGCUCCUGUUGAUGAACCAACCCAGGACAUCCAAGAUAGAGAGUCAGAACAAGGAAUAACAGAAGAAAGUGCACAGGAAAAGGAGGAGAAUGAGGAAAAGAUUAAUGAUUCACGUCAAAAUAAAGAAGAAAUGGAGGAAGAACAGGAGGCUGCAGAAACUGUAAAUGAGAAGGAAGAAGAGGAAAAGAAGGAUGCUGAGAAAGAUGAGGAGAAGGAUGAAGAGAAGGGAGAGAAGGAAGAUGGAUAUAGAUCAGACUCCAGCUCAUCCAGCUCCAGCUCUGAUUCUGAAGAUGAGGAGAAACAGAAGUUGAAGCUAUCUGGUUUUAUUCAAGAACAAGCAACUGAUUCAUCUUACAGUCGACUUGCUUUGAACAUGAAUGAGAAGAGCCUUGGUAGUGAUCAGGCCGAACAGAUAGCCCAGGCCUUGCUCGAAGACCCCAAGUACAAAUCUAUUGAAUAUCUUCUGCUCCGCGCUAAUCCACUAGAGGACAAAGGUAUAUCAGCCAUCAUGCAAUCCUUGAUAACCCUACACCAUCAGAUCCCUGAGGCAACCGAAGAUGCGGAGGAACAACCUAAGACAGGGAUCAAGUUGACACACCUCGACCUAGGAGACACCAAGAUUACUAAUAAGGGAGCUGUGGAUGUUGCAGACUUCCUCAAACUACCUACAAACAUCACCAACGUCAACCUCAGUGACAACUCCCUGGGACGGUCUGGUUGCAAGGCCCUCGCCGCUGGCCUCAGAUGCAACAAGAGCCUGUCAACUCUCAGUAUAGAGUAUGCAAGUCUGGGAGACAGUGGUUGCAGGGAGAUCAUUGAGGCGAUACGUGACCAUCCCACGCUUCGUGAGCUGAAUCUGGAAGGGAAUGGUAUCACCGAUGAGAGCGCCCGUGCCCUUCUGCAGCUGGUGAAGGAUAACAGUGUCUUGACCUCAAUCAACUUCGUAAGGGAUAAUCAAGUCACACAAGAACUGGCUGAAGAGAUUGAGGAGAUCUUGAAAACUGGAGAGUUCAUCUGGUAACUGAUUAUUACAGGAUUGCUAUCGACCUCAUUCAUGUGCGAAUGUUACCUGCUCAAAAGCUGUUGUAAAUGUCAAGACAAAAAAAGCUGAAUAUCCAGACAAGAAACAUUGUCUGUGAGCAACACAUGCACUUAAAGAGAAGUGAAUAGUUGCCUGCACAGUAUGCAAAUUAUGAUAAAGGCACAUAUGUCAGAGAACACUUCCUUUAGCUGCCAUUAGUUUUUAUUGUCUCUGACAUCAUUUGUUGGUCUUGGCAAAUUGGUCCUCAAUUUAAUAGCAUUUUCAUAUCUUAUGAAGAUAGUGUAUAGGCCUACUAUCACAGAUGGUGACAAUAUUUCAUCCCAUUAUUUUAGACUUAGUUGGUUGCAGGCUUGCAGAAUUAUUGAGUCUGUCUCUCAGAAGAUGACAAACAACUUUACAAUGUCAAAGAAUUUGAGAGGGAGGUGAUCUUUGAAGGGUUUGAUGAUGGUAUGGAUAACAUAUGGGGAGGUUUUAUGGCUCACCUGGUGUUGGGUACCGAAAAGGACGGUGGAAUAAAGUCCCUCAGUGAUGGACUGUCAAGCUUAUUGGAGUGUCAAGCCUCAUCACCUCUUCAACUGCUUUUAGCUGUCAUCAGGGGACCGAUUCAUGAAAGAUGUCAGCACUGGCAAUGUGUCUUUGUCUGACAGUUACCAUAGUAACAGUAAGAAGCCAGUGCCUCUCUGUCAAUCAAAAGCUAGGAUUUCACUGAAAUAGUCAGCUCUGACAAUUUAGUCAGUGCUAACAACUUUCAUGAAACAUCCCCCUGGUCUACAGUUCUUUCAAAGCUUUACCCAAUCUCGCAAAGUAAUUCUCUCUUCUCUCUCCCAGUAUUUUUUGCUUUUGUGUCUCUCACUCCUCUCCAUUGCUUUCUUUUUCAUUUCUCAUUUGUUAUUUUUAUUCUGCCAUAGUGCUUCCCAGUACUAACUACACAAGGAAUCAUAAACCUCAACAUUAACAUGAGGGUAUACAUAUAUAUUUUUACUACGUCCAAGUUAUUUUUGUAUGUUUAAUGAAACUGUAAUGACUUACAAGUACUGACUGAAAAUCGUUGGACCAUGUAAGGCCUUUUGACCUGAUGUAAUCUAGCGUAUACAUGUAAUUUUAGAGUGCAAUUUCUGUAUCAUAAACCUGUCUGAGUAUUUGGGGGGGAUUCUGAGUUAGAAUAUUAUAUAUGUUCAUAGGUUGAUGUGUGUAUUUGUUUAAAGGAUUUCAGGCAUAAUUUUUAAUACUAAUCAAAUGGAAAAAUAGCAUGUUCAGUUUGAUGUGAUUAUCAUCAAGGUUCUAUUUUAAGUAGAAUUUAAUUGCAAUUCAAAUUGAAACUUCGCAGUUGUGAUUGAUGAUGAGUUAAGAAUAUACUGUAGGUUAGAUCGGGAACGUGUUCUCCCUUUCAUGUCCCCGAUGAGAUACAGAUAAAAUCAACCUGUAUAUAUAUAUAGAGAGAGGGAAAUCUGUAGUUUUUUUUAAUGCUACCAUAUAUUAUUAUGUAUGAUCAUUUCAGAGAGACUCUUCUCUAUCCUGUCUCAUUGAGAGGGAGAAGAGGAGAGAGGUAGAAAGAGGGGGGGGGGGGUGAAUGAAAGAGAGUGAAAGAGAAUGAGAAGGAUUAAUUAUCAAACCUUGACUCGUUGACCAAUAGUAUUUGAUAUCAGAUUUCAUCUAUAUAUUUUAUCUUGAUAUAGCUUUGUCUUGAAAACUAAAAUAACAAGUACAUCUAUGUUUGCCUAUGAAUUAACAAACGAUUCCUUUGAUUGUGUGUGUGAUAGCAUAAAGUACUUCACACUCUUUCCACCUUGAAACUAAGAACCAUAUAUUGUAAAGAGGUAUCUCCUUUAUUGUAAAAUGAAAUUAAACAAAAUAUAUUUUAAUGUAGUUGUGAGAUAAUUGCUUGGGCAUUUUCUGUACAGGUAUAGAGAAUAUGUAUUUUUCAAUUGUACUUUAUCCUCUUGAUUUCUUUUAUUCAUAAAUGACUAUAUUCACUUUCAUAUUCAUCAGCAGUUGCAAGUAGUAUGUACAUAUAAUGAUUGUUAUUUGUUAAUUAUGAAUGCAUAUAAACAUACUUGGAUAAUUGUUAUUACAAUAUUUUAUUGAAAGAGAUUGGUGAUAUAGAGAAAGGUUGCUACAUGUUAAUCAACUAAAUGAAGCUGUAAGUAUGGUGUGUUUAGUUUGUAUAUUUGUAUAUAUUGAAGCUUGUACACAUCUGGUAUAGAAAUUGAAGUCAUCAUUAGUUGUAUGCGGCCAAACAAAAUUCUUCACACAUUGUAUGGCUUUGCAAGAUAUUGAAAUAUUUUUUUCUAUAAAUUUUACUGAGGAGUGUUUAGUUUUACAAUAUUCAAGCAUGCUUUAUAUUAACCAUAAUGUUCCCACUGGAAGAAGAAUGUGCAGAAAUGCAGUCAGAAUUAAAUUCUCUCUUUUCUUUUACGACACAUUAAACAAUCGAAUGCAUUCCAGAAAUUUGGACCAAUUUAUGGGUCCAGAUCCAAUAUUUUGCUUGAAAAAAGCUUGAUGUACAUUGAAAGAAGGUAACAUUAUACUGCAUAUGGAGAGCAUUCUAAAUGUACUCUUAAUGAAAAAUAGUAUUCAAACAACAUUCCAACAACAAUAAUUCAAAACAAUUUGAUUUCAUUGAAAGCAUAAUUGAGAUUGUUCAAAAAAAAAUUUCAAAACUUAAAUCCAUCAUUCUGGAUAUUUCUGCCUAGUUUCUGCUAAUUCUGAAUUGAUGUUAUGACUGAGCUUACUAUAGAACACAACCUAAUAAUGCAGCAUUUAUGUGUAAUGUGUGUGUGAUUUUAGUAUGCUGCAUAAUGCGUGAUCAUUAUGCUUUUGAUGAACAUUUUCUUCAAAGUUGUCAUUAUUAGUUGGUGUGAAUUUGAUUAUAAGAAUGUUAAGAACUUGAUAUUUUGGAUCAAUUGUAUGAUUCUGACAAGUACCUGUGUAUUUUUAAUUGUUCAUAUGUAUAUUCUAGUAUUAUUUUUGUUAGUAAAGCAAAGAAAUUGAAUACUAGUACAUGUUUAUAAAAAUUUUGAGAGAUGUGGGGAUUUAACAUCGUACAUGAAGUGAAAUCAUUUUGGGAGGCUAAUAUACAAAUAUGAAUAUGUUUUAUUGAAGUUGUUCAGCUUAAGGCAAUUGAAUGAUUUAUCAAAUAGAUAUUAUAAAUUGAUUAUCAUAGUAAGCUGUUUUAAGCUAUCAUGCUUGUGUCUAUCUGUGUAUGUAUCUGGCGAUUUGAAUGAAAAAAUAAAAGUCAAAGAUUGGAAGAAAUAUGCCUAUUUGUGUACAGCAGUUUGAUCAAAAUCCACAACUGCACAUACCAGUGGCGGACCGUGACCUGGAGGAGACAAUUGAGUGGAGGGGCACUGUAUCGUUUGUAAACAAUGCUUUGUCUCCUCCGGGUCACGGUCCGCCACUGGCACACACUGUAACUAAUACCUGAUGGCACAAACUGGAUGAUAUUGUAUUAUCAAUGUAUUACUUUAGAAGCACAGUAUCCUAAUCACCCUUUGGAGUUAAUAAUCACUUUUUUUUCUAAAUUAAUCUUAAUGCAAGUCCUACUCUGUAAGCCUGCUUGAGUUUGGUAGUCACUUGAUAUUUCCAUACAUGCACCAAAAUGUUGCUUUUGUUACAACUCUGAUAGUACACUGAUUUGUAAUGGGCUGUAAUUGACCGUUGAGUUGUUUGACAAAGUUACUGGUCAAACUGAAGCAUUACUCAACUGACAUUUAUGGUUCACUGUCUAUCUGUCAUUAAGUAUGAAAAUAUACUUCAAGAUUACUCUCAUCUCUUCAUGCAUUCAAUUGAAAAAAGGCAAUUAAUUCAAAUAUGAUGGGAUGAUGUCAAAACUCAUAUUCAUAUGUCAUUUUGGGAUAGUUCAGGCUUUUGAAAAAUGGCAAUGUCUCUCUAUAUGUCAUCUCAUAUGAAAAUGCACAAUGCAUGCCUAGUGUACUGUGUUUGAAAAAUAAAAUAUCUUGAUACAUUAAAGCUAAUUUCUUAUACAUGUAUGAAACUCAUGCUAUUCAUAUUAACAGUUGUAUACAUUACCCUUUAUAUUUUUCAAAUCAAGUUCAUACAAAAUACCUUCUAAGUUCCGAUGGUGCCUUAUGAAUAAUAUUCAUAUUUCUUUUCUGCUCAGAAAAGAAAUAUGAAUAUUAUUGAUAUUAUUCAAAUUCUGUGAAAUAAAUUUUUUUGACAAGGGAUGUCUAAAGUUGGAAUGACAUGGCUUAUAGAAUUUUCAGAACAAUUUCUGAAAACAGAGUGAUCCCUUUCAGUAAAUGUAAAUUACUGUAUUAGCAUUUCCCUCCUUUCUCAUGCAGGUUGCCUCUAUUUUCAUUAUAAGAUUGACAUAACCAUACAAGUGUAAGAUUUUUAUUGCAAUGAGUUUUUAUGCUUCUUUCUUUUAUGCAAGCUCUGUACUAAACACUGCUUUACAGUUUGAAUUAUGUGACAUUUCUAAUGCAAAACGUGCACUUAUUAAUUUAUCCGUCCAACUACUGUCUCACAAUAUAUUUCGUCUUUCUGUGUUUAUUUUCUCACAAGCGAAUUUGUUAUUAGAGCAUAGUGAUCAAAGUAUAAUAAAUUAGAACAAAAUG
Messenger RNA from Lytechinus variegatus (green sea urchin), 9373 nucleotides. Its product is annotated as glutamate-rich protein 3-like. The transcript is spliced from 12 exons. The coding region runs from base 732 to 4775 and encodes 1347 amino acids. Lineage: Eukaryota; Metazoa; Echinodermata; Echinoidea; Temnopleuroida; Toxopneustidae. Gene Ontology annotation, molecular function: protein binding. The record is from RefSeq and is a predicted model, not a curated record.